Nyctereutes procyonoides (raccoon dog) is the source of this 1636-nucleotide messenger RNA. RefSeq names its product translation initiation factor IF-2-like. The record is from RefSeq and is a predicted model, not a curated record. The transcript is spliced from 2 exons. Lineage: Eukaryota; Metazoa; Chordata; Mammalia; Carnivora; Canidae. Bases 597 to 1433 code for a protein of 278 amino acids.
CAGGAGGAGAGGACGUGGCGUUUGAGGCGAAGGCCCUGGGGAGGAGAGGCCGAUGGAGGCCGCGGGAGCGCCGCGGGGUGCAGGGCUCAGCCGCCCGGCUGCUCAGAUGCUCUGCUCACAUGCUCGGGGAAAUGCUGGUUUCAAACUCCACGCACACACGCCACGUGUCUGACCAGAGGCCACAUGACGUUGGGGACCGGCUGGUCGGACCCGCGGCAGCAGCGCCCGGUCCCCUCGUGCGGAGAACGGCAGGCCCUGUCACCCCUGCGAGGAUUCCCGGGUCCCCGCCGGGCUGAGGUCUGGCCCCCUGCUCCCCGGCCACGAGUGUCCACGGGGUGACCACGGAGGGCUCCACACUGGGGACGGGGCCGACCCAGGAGUCCCCGACUGGACCUUCCGUCCUCGUCCUCCCUGACGGGCACCGUGUGCGCGGCCAGCGGGCCGGGCCCGGCAGACAAAGCAGGGGACACGCAAAGCCAGACGAAGCUGGGGCGCUCGCUGCGGACACAGGCCUCGCAGUCGUCCUCAAGUCACAAAGCCUGGGGACCUCCUCCCGCAGCGCCCCCCACCCCCGUCCCCGGGCGCCUGCAGGGAGCAUGAAAGCCCUGCCCUCCCGCGGGGUCGCUGGGCCUGGCCGUGCAGGGACCUCAGCUUCUGCGGGAGGAGGCACCCCCAAGGCCUGGCGCCCCCCUGCCUGGUGCUCACCACGCCCACAGGUGGCCUGGCCGGGUCGGGGCAGGGGGCCCAUGGGAUCCAGCCCCGGGGGUGCAGGCGCCCCUCACCUGGGAACACAGCCCGGUCCUGCCCCCCACCGGCGCUGCAGAGCCACGUCCACAUCCCGCUGUCCCGUGGGCCCCCGGCCCGCCCUUGGCCGCACACGAGGAGCUCAGGCCUGCCUCACCCCUGCGGAGUCGCCCUGCAGAGCAGCGCGGGGGCAGCGCCAGCCCCGCCGAGGCAGAUGUGCUCCCCCUGCCAGCGACCCAGGCGGCCAGGCCGUGCCCAGGGGGCAUCUGCUGACACAGACUUCGGUGGCAGGGUCCUCUCGUGGCUCAGUCCCCGCGCCCCAGCCCGCACCAAACCGCUGCGCUGCCAGACAGAGGGUGGCAAGGGGGCGCCCAGACAACAUCCCCCCAACUCCACCGGGCCUCGCGGAUAGGCUGGACACGUGGUGGCUGGGGGGCACCACGGAGGCCAGGCUGGGCACCUGGAGGUCAGGGGGCCAAGAGGUCGGGCUGGACACGUGGGGGUCGGGGGGCACCACGAGGUUGGGCUGGGCACUGGGGGCCGGGGGGCACCACCCCACGGAGGCGCCUGCAGAUGGCUGUCAGACACAGGGGAUGACCUGCUAUGGCCACUUUGCUGCCCGAAGUCCCGGGCAGUGGGGCCCCCCCACUCUGUCCUCCCUCCACCUGCGACAAACCCCUGCCACGUAACCCUGCUGCUCAGCCCACCCCGCAGCGGCACCCCUGCUUCCCGGGCCGGCUGCCCUCCGGUCCUGGGGUGAUGCACGCACCCCUGCAAUGGGCACAGGGCACACAGAGCAGGAUUUAGAAUUUCAGUGAGGGGCACCUGGGUGGCUCCAUCGGUGAAGCGUCUGCCUUCAGCUCAGGGCAUGACCCCGGGGUCCUGGGAUCGA